Messenger RNA from Penaeus indicus, 1295 nucleotides. RefSeq lists its product as uncharacterized. The transcript has 8 exons. Bases 98 to 1009 code for a protein of 303 amino acids. NCBI's taxonomy places the organism in Eukaryota, Metazoa, Arthropoda, Malacostraca, Decapoda, Penaeidae. The record is from RefSeq and is a predicted model, not a curated record.
GAAACACCUUCCCCACUCACAAGCGCUCAGGAUAUCAAAGCGCUCUGCAUCGCACACUUGGACGUAAUACAAUUGGCUUGGAGUGAAAGAAAUCAGUAUGAAUCAGAAACAUGUGUACAUACUGGCCAUGGCUGGUAUAAUUACUCUGGCGAUUGUCUUUCUCAGAUUGUCGAACUGUGUGCCGUUGCCUGCGGUAUUCAUCGACAGGACACAAUCAAUGCACAGUCCUCAGCCGGCCCCUCAGAAACCAUCAGAGGAGUAUGAAACGGACAUACAAAUAGAAAAUAUGGAACAAAUAAACCUACUAGGGAAAACUUGCAGUCUCACAACGUCCACGGAUCCGGAGGAUGUCUUCAGGUAUAUGGACACCAUCACCAUAAGGUGUAAUACGCCUAUAAUGGCUGGAGGAGUAAUAAUGAAAGACGAGCCCUACAUAAAGAAUGAGAAGUGGGUGUGUUUGGACAAGAAGUACAAGAUAGUACCCGGAAACUGUACGAUCUACUCUUUCGGUAUCUCGUCGGACUGGUCUUUCGAUGACGACAUGGACCAACUCUUUAACUGCAAGGUUUACUGCUUCGACCACACUAUACAUCAGAGAGACCACGAACGUUCAAAAAAUAUAAAAUUCUUUGAUACUGGAAUCUCAUCAGUGAAAAGAAACAAGGUUGACCGCUACAUCAACAUCCUAAAGAGGUUAGGCCACGAGAACACCACCAUUGACUACCUGAAGAUGGAUGUGGAAGGAGCAGAAUUGCAGUUCUUUGAAGACGUGUUCACCCGGACGCCUGAGGUGCUGAACAACAUUAAACAGAUCGGAAUGGAGGUUCACCCUUCGAGAAACAAGAAUUACAUGAGGCGCUACAUGAGGUAUUUCCAACUUCUAGACUGUUUAGGCUUCAAACUGAUGUUCAGUCAAAUGCUUGAUAUAAACAGACUUCUGUACAAGAGCAAUGGCGAGACUCGGUCAUGCUGUUAUGAACUGAUGUGGGCGCGAGACCGGGAAUGGUGAAGACUAGGACGGCACUGAGGCGUAUGUGUGAUCUGCAAAGGGUUGUGAAGAACUUGGUGUCCAUUGGCAGGACACUGAGGAUAUAUUUCUUUUUCUAUGUUGUAGCGAGUUCAUUUGGAAUAUAUUAAUUGGUCAGUAUGUGGAGAUUUCCAUGGUCAUUUGUGCAUAUUACAUCACCCUUCACAGUAAUUAGUGUGUGAAUACUGGUUUGUAAUUUUGGUGUUUGUGCAUCCGUUCGAAUCCUGUGGUCGACUACGUCACCAGCCUAGAGAAACGAGUCGGUACA